AUGUACUUGGUGGCGGGGGGUAGGGGGCUGGCCGGCUGCGGGCACCUCCUGGUCUCGCUGCUGGGGCUGCUGCUGCUGCUGGCGCGCUCCGGCACCCGCGCGCUGGUCUGCCUGCCCUGCGACGAGUCCAAGUGCGAGGAGCCGAGGAGCUGCCCGGGGAGCAUCGUGCAGGGCGUCUGCGGCUGCUGCUACAUGUGCGCCCGCCAGAGGAACGAGAGCUGCGGCGGCGCCUACGGGCUCCACGGAGCCUGCGACCGGGGGCUCCGUUGUGUCAUCCGCCCCCCGCUCAAUGGCGACUCCAUCUCCGAGUACGAAGUGGGCGUCUGCGAAGAUGAGAACUGGGAUGAUGACCAACUGCUUGGCUUUGAACCAUGCAAUGAAAACCUUAUCUCUGGCUGCAAUAUAAUCAAUGGGAAAUGUGAAUGUGACACCAUUCGAACCUGCAACAAUCCCUUUGAGUUUCCAAGGAAAGAUAUGUGCCUUUCAGCUUUAAAGAGGAUUGAAGAAGAGAAGCCAGAUUGCUCCAAGGCCCGCUGUGAAGUCCAGUUCUCUCCUCGUUGUCCUGAAGACUCCGUUCUGAUUGAGGGCUACGCCCCUCCCGGGGAGUGCUGCCCCUUACCCAGCCGCUGCGUGUGCGACCCUGCGGGCUGCCUGCGCAAAGUCUGCCAGCCGGGAUACCUGAACAUUCUAGUGUCAAAGGCCUCAGGGAAACCAGGGGAGUGUUGCGACCUCUAUGAGUGCAAACCAGUUUUCAGCGUGGACUGCAGCACUGUGGAAUGCCCCUCCGUUCAGCAGGCCGUGUGCCCCCUGGAUAGCUACGAAACCCAAGUGAGACUCACAGCCGAUGGUUGCUGUACUCUGCCAACAAGAUGCGAGUGUCUCUCUGGCUUAUGUGGUUUCCCCGUAUGUGAGGUGGGAUCCACUCCCCGCAUAGUCUCUCGUGGAGAUGGGACACCUGGAAAGUGCUGUGAUGUCUUUGAAUGUGUUAAUGAAACAAAGCCAGCCUGUGUGUUCAACAAUGUGGAAUAUUAUGAUGGAGAUAUGUUUCGAAUGGACAACUGUCGAUUCUGUCGAUGCCAAGGGGGUGUUUCCAUUUGCUUCACUGCCCAGUGUGGCGAGCUGAGCUGCGAGCGGUACUAUGUCCCCGAAGGGGAGUGCUGCCCAGUUUGUGAAGAUCCAGUGUAUCCUUUUAAUAACCCUGCUGGCUGCUAUGCCAAUGGGCAGAUCCGGGCCCAUGGAGACCGGUGGAGGGAAGAUGACUGCACAUUCUGCCAGUGUAUCAAUGGAGAACCCCACUGCGUGGCAACAGCCUGUGGACAGAGCUGCAUGAACCCCGUAAAAGUGCCUGGGGAAUGCUGCCCCGUAUGUGAAGAACCAACCUACAUCACAAUUGAUCCUCCUGCAUGUGGGGAGUUAUCAAACUGCACCUUGACAGAAAAGGACUGCAUUUAUGGUUUCAGACUUGAUCACAGUGGUUGUCGAACUUGUCAUUGCAAAAACAGGGAGGAGCUGUGCACUGGCCUCAAACAAGGCUGUACCUUGGAUUGUCCCUUCGGUUUCCAAACAGACGCCCACAACUGUGAGAUCUGUCAGUGCCGCCCAAGGCCAAAGAAGUGCAAACCCAUAAUCUGUGACAAGUAUUGUCCGUUGGGAUACCUGAAGAAUAAGCAUGGCUGUGACAUCUGUCGCUGUAAGAAAUGUCCAGAGCUCCCAUGCAGUAAAAUCUGUCCCUUGGGUUUCCAGCAGGACACUCAUGGCUGUCUUAUCUGCAAGUGCAGAGAGGUUCCUGCUUCAGUCGGGCCACCUGUCCUGUCAGGCACAUGUCUGUCCAUGGAUGGCCAUCAUCAUAAAAAUGAGGAAAGCUGGCACGAUGGGUGCCGGGAGUGCUACUGUCACAAUGGACGGGAGAUGUGUGCCCUGAUCACCUGCCCAGUGCCUGCCUGUGGCAACCCCACCAUUCAUACCGGACAGUGCUGCCCGUCGUGUUCAGAUGACUUUGUGGUGCAGAAGCCAGAGCUCAGCACUCCCUCCAUUUGCCAUGCGCCUGGAGGCGAGUACUUUGUGGAAGGAGAAACCUGGAACAUUGACUCCUGUACUCAGUGCACCUGCCACAGCGGGCGGGUGCUGUGCGAGACGGAGGUGUGCCCGCCGCUGCUCUGCCAGAGCCCCUUGCGCACGCAGGACUCCUGCUGCCCGCAGUGUGCAGAUGAAUCUCUUCAGCCUUCCUCAUCCCAUAAUGAGAGCGUGCCUAGUUACUGCAAAAAUGAUGAAGGGGAUAUAUUCCUGGCAGCUGAGUCCUGGAAGCCUGACGUUUGUACCAGCUGCAUAUGCAUGGAUAGCAUAAUUAGCUGUUACUCUGAGUCUUGCCCUUCAGUCUCCUGUGAAAGACCUGUUUUGAGAAAAGGCCAGUGUUGUCCCUACUGCAUAGAAGACACAAUCCCAAAGAAGGCGGUGUGCCACUUCAGCGGGAAGGCCUAUGCGGAUGAGGAGCGGUGGGACAUCGACAGCUGCACACACUGCUACUGCCUGCAGGGCCAGACCCUCUGCUCCACAGUCAGCUGCCCCCCUCUGCCCUGUGCCGAGCCCAUCAAUGUGGAAGGAAGUUGCUGCCCAAUGUGUCCAGAAAUGUAUGUCCCAGAACCAACCAAUAUUCCCAUUGAGAAGACAAAUCAUCGUGGAGAAACUGACCUGGAGGUUCCCAUGUGGCCGACACCGAGCGAAAAUGACAUCAUCCACCUCCCGAGAGACAUGGGUCACCUCCAGGUGGAUUACAGAGAUAACAGGCUGCAUGCAAGUGAAGAGCCUUCUCUGGACUCCAUUGCCUCAGUUGUGGUUCCCAUAGUAAUAUGCCUCUCUAUUAUAAUAGCAUUCCUGUUCAUCAAUCAGAAGAAACAGUGGAUACCACUGCUUUGCUGGUAUCGAACACCAACUAAGCCUUCUUCCUUAAAUAAUCAGCUGGUAUCUGUGGACUGCAAGAAAGGAACUAGAGUCCAGGUGGACAGUUCCCAGAGAAUGCCAAGAAUUGCUGAACCAGAUGCAAGAUUCAGUGGCUUCUACAGCAUGCAAAAACAGAACCAUCUACAGGCAGACAAUUUCUACCAAACAGUGUGAAGAAAGCCAGUUUGGAUGAGGUUUUAAAAGACAGAAGACAACUGCAUCUGCUCUUAAAAGUAAACUAGAAUUUGUGCACUUGCUUAGUGGAUUGUAUUGGAUUGUGACUUGAUGUACAACGCUAAGAACUCACUGGGAUGGGCUCUGUCUACAGCAGUGUGCAGAACAGGCAUUCCCACUUUUCCUCAAGAUAACUGACCAAGUGUUUUCUUAGAACCAAAGUUUUUAAAAGUUGCUCAGAUAUAUUUGCUUGUAAUAUAGCUGUAGAGGUAUUUGGGGGUGGGAACAGUGAGUUUGGUUGGGCAAAUGGGUGGGAGGGUGUUGUUGGGAAGACAAAUUGGUCAGCUUGGCUCGGGGAGAAAUCCGGUAGAAUAAAAGCAGUUCAAUGGCCCAGCAGCCAGAGGGUAUUUUUUCCUGUUGCUCUGAAGACUGCACUGGUUGCUGCAAAGCUCAGUCCUGAGUGAGCAGGAAACGAAAAGGCCUCUUGGUCCAGCUGCUGUAGCCACCUUAGAACCAUCAGACGGGCACUUCAGAAUCUUUUAAUAGCCAUCCCAGGUCUAAAGCCACAAGUUAAUUUUCUGUACAGUCAUAACUGCAGUAGGCAGUGAGGAAGUAAGGGAAAGGCAAUAGCAAAAUUUCUCUAAAGCGGGUUAUUAGGGAUAUAUACAGUUAUACUUCCUGCUGCUUUUGUUUUCUUCCAAGCCAAUCAGCCGGUUACUAGCAGAGUCAGCAAAUGAACAAGAUCUAAGUCAAUUCUUGAUGUGAGCACUGGAGCUUUUCUUACAGCGGUGUGGCACGAAGGAGGGUGAAGGACACCAGGAGUUUCCAGGGGCUAUACUUCAUUGUUUGUUGUUGCUUUGUUCUGUUAUAUUGUUGGUUGUUCAUAGUUUUGUUGACGCUCUAGCUUAAAAAGAAAAUUUUUUUUAAAAGACUGGGGAUUUUUUUUUUCCUUAUUAUAUACUGAUUCUACAAAAUAGAAACUACUUCAUUUUAAUUGUAUAUUAUUCAAGCACCUUUGUUGAAGCUCAAAAAAAAUUAUGCCUCUUUAAAUUUUAGCAAUUAUAGGACUAUUUAUGUAACUAUCUUAUGCUUCAAAAAAACAAAAGUAUUUGUAUGUGUCUAUAUAUAUACAUAUAUAUAUUUAUACACAUACGAUCUAUGUUUUCCUGUUGAAUGUAUUUUUAUGAGAUUUUAACCAGAACAAAGACAGAUAAACAGGCAUUCCGUAUCAAUGCUUUUGAUCACUUAUAAAUUCUUGAACACAAAAAUCACAUUCUACCUGCAGUUUAAUAGGAAAGAGAGGUGUGCGAAUGGGUGUGUAAAUAUGUAUACACAUUCACCCACAACUAAGAGUGUGUGCAUGCACACAUCAGGCAGUCAGCAGCACACCUGCUGUGGCAAAGGUAUUCCUUUAUUAAAAUCAUCUUUCUCAUUUGGAUUUGCUUUCGGUUAGUUUUCAGUUCACUCACUGGCCACAGACAUUGAUGGCAGUUUAUCUGCAUCACUAAUCAGCUCCUGGAUUUUUUUUUUUUUUUUUUUUUUUCAAACAACUGUUUGAAACAACUACUGGAAUAUUGUCCACAAUAAGCUGGAAGUCUGUUGUAGAUUGCCUCAAAUAUAACUCUGACUGUAUACUAUAGUGUUAACUUUUCAAACAGCUCUUAGCACUUUUAUACUAAUUACCCAUUUGUGCAUUGACUUUUCUUUUAAAAAUGCUUGUUGUAAAAGACACAGAUACCCAGUAUGCUUAAUGUGAAAAGAAAAUGUGUUCUGUUUUGUAAAGGAACUUUCAAGUAUUGUUGUAAAUACUUGGACAGAGGUUGCUGAACUUUAAAAAAAAGUUAAUUUAUUAUUAUAAUGACCUAAUUUAUUAAUCUGAAGAUUAACCAUUUUUUUUUGUCUUAGAAUAUCAAAAAAAGAAAAAGAAAAAGGUGUUCUAGCUGUUUGCAUCAAAGGAAAAAAGAUUUAUUAUCAAGGGGCAAUAUUUUUAUCUAUUUCCAAAAAAAAAAGAAAAAUUUUGUUAAUGAUAUGAUAUAACCAAAAUAGAUUUACAUCAGCCUGAUUAGUAUAAAAUUUUGUUGACAGUUAAUCCAUUCCUGGCAUAAAAAGAGUCUUUAUCAGAAAAGAUUGUAAAUGCUUGCUUUUUGUUUUUCAAUCAUGGCCAUAUAAUGAAAAUACUAACAGGAUACAGGACAAGGUGUAAAUUUUUUUAUUAUUAUUUUAAAGAUAUGAUUUAUCCUGAGUGCUGUAUCUAUUACUCUUUUACUUUGAUUCCUGUUGUGCUCUUGUAAAAGAAAAAUAUAAUUUCCUGAAAAAUAAAAUAGAUAUAUGGCACUUGGAGUGCACUGUA
Choloepus didactylus (southern two-toed sloth) is the source of this 5461-nucleotide messenger RNA. It is a transcript of the gene CRIM1, whose product is annotated as cysteine rich transmembrane BMP regulator 1. Lineage: Eukaryota; Metazoa; Chordata; Mammalia; Pilosa; Megalonychidae. The record is from RefSeq and is a predicted model, not a curated record. Gene Ontology annotation, molecular function: protein binding; serine-type endopeptidase inhibitor activity. The transcript is spliced from 17 exons. Gene Ontology annotation, cellular component: extracellular region. Bases 1 to 3111 code for a protein of 1036 amino acids.